UAAGUCCACGUACACAUUCUUUGAUCAUCUUGAUCCAUAUCUUUACGAGUAUCAGUGGAAUCUUUGGGCGAAGCAGAAAUUUUGACCUCAGCCACCCAUGUAGAGACGGAAUGUGUUCUAUUGUUUGUACAUCUUGCAUUUAGCAUCUUGUUUAGUUUUUUUUGCUAUUCUGCUACAAUAGUUGUUUCCUGUCUUGCUAAAAAUCUUGACAUAGAUGCUACUGGGUUGUGUAAGAUAUACAGAUUUAUGGAUUUUCUUAGUCAUGGGAACUUCUUUUAUAGCAUUACGGUGUCUACUAGAAGAUGGAGAAAUUUUAUAUAUCUGAGUAAAAAUGUCCAUGUUACAAAAAGGCUAAGAAGGAUCUGGAAGUGGCUUGUGACUUUGAGCUGGAAAAAUCAAAAGGAAUGAAACGAUGGUCCAAAGUUUAAAGGGAGUUGUAUGGUAGACACACAUUUUCUUAGCUCUUACUUCAUUGUAGUUGUGAGAGAAGAGAGCUUCUUGAUUGUCUGAAGUACUUUCUUUAGUGAUUUUGGUUUUUGACUCCUUCACUUUAAGACUAAUGAUCUUUAAGAGGAAAACAAAAGGUGGUCCAGAGUUGGGGAGAAGUGUGUUUGAUAUAACUCUUGGUUCUUAGUUUUCUGAAGCGACCUUUUACUUCAAUGGCAUAUCCUUUAGUCUGUAACUUCACCUUUACUUGACCAAUAGUCUAAAGGUAUUGGUUGCAGAAACAUUCUGGUGGGUUUUCCAGGAAUUGGAAAAUCAUUCUUUGUUCUCAUAAUGGGACUGGGAUUCCUUAUCAAGAGAAUGAGAUAUUGUUAAAUUACAAUCCUUUUUCAAGAUGUAGUGCUUCAGCUUUUAUGUUGUUGGGAAGAGAUUACUGGCCCUACACUCUUGGAGAAUAUAUGCUCAUCUCAAAAGGAAUCCAAAUCCUGGGUUUUGAGACCCACAUUCUCACUUUUGUGCAUUUGGGUGACAAAACGGUGCAUUGCAUUUUCCUUUUAAUAAUGCCAUAUUGUUUGUUCCCAAGUCCUAACAUAUAUUCUCUCCCUUUCUUUUCUUUAUAUAUAAGUAAAAUAAAAAAGGGGAAUGCCAUGUUUCCUGAGGUUUGCUUUGUGGUAUAAAGCAUAUACAUUGACCCCAAGAUGACUAUUACACAUGUUCUGGCCUAACAUGGAGGCCGUGAUCGCUUUAUAUCAUGUGAUUUGCUACAUAACUAUGGCGAGUAGGGUUGCCCUUUUAACCUUGCCCUUAUUACAAGCUUCCGCGCAAGACUUGGGAAAUAUUAGCUUGUUGAUGCAGACUGAUUUAGAAGAAUAAUUCUUCAGAUCCCUUGUAAAAAUGGACUUGUGAGUUUGGUACACCUAUCUUGACAGCUCCUCCUUUUAGAUUUGUUCAAGGUAUCUUUAACCAAUUUAAUGUAAACGGGUCUAGCACCAUGCAAUUUGCUCACUUGCAACUGCAAGUGUAUUGUACAAUAUUAAAAGCAUCCAUAACUUUAAUGAAUUCCCAACCAACAUCACCAAGUUAGUCAACAAAACAUUAUCUCCAGAAAAAGAUAGACUUAAAGAAGGAAAAAAAAAAAAAUGAGCAAGUAAAGAAAGAAAAAGAAACACACAUCUUGAAACCUUUGUUUUGCUUUCCAUCUAAGCUUCUUUGGCCUCUCAACCCAUUUUGUCUUUUUGAAAGAAUUUAUAUUGCGGCAAUUGUUCUGCUUCUACUUGCUGUUCAUGCUUUUACAACCCCAGAGAAUCUACAAUACUCAGAGUCUUAGAGUGUAUUCAGGUAAACUAUUGUUUGUUUUCUAAUAUCAAACUCAUUACCUUAUUUCUGGGGGCCUCUGAGUUUGCUUAUUAGAUUCCUCUAGUGUCCGCAGUUGCAUUUUGCUAUUUGGAAAGUGGAUUAGAGGGAAGAAAUAAAGGAUGAUAUUACGAAUGUGAGCAAGGUAAGAAAAGCUGUGUAUAUGAUUUCAGAUUAGUGAUGGGGUCUAUAGGCAGUAGUAGUAGUUCAAAAACUUGGAUACCAUAUAUGAACAGCAGAGACUGUUCUCAAGGCUUUUGUAGUUUGUACUGUCCACAAUGGUGCUACAUCGUAAUACCACCCCCUCCUUCCUUUGAGUUUCCUCAGGACAAUUCAUCUUCAUCUCCAAAUUUCUCUCCUCUUGUUAUUGCAAUCAUUGGCAUUUUGGUGAGUGCCUUUCUUCUUGUGAGCUACUACUCCAUAAUGUCCAAGUACUGCAGUAACGAGGACCGAAGAAGAUCAACAAGCAGAGAAGACUAUGGCCAGAAUGAGGAGCUGGAUGGUACCCAAAAUCCUUCUAUCCAUGAACCGUGGUAUGUUGUGACUGUCGGUUUGGAUGAAGGUGUGAUAAAGUCAUUGGGAGUUUAUAAGUACAAGAAUGGAGAUCACUUUGUUGAAGGGACGGAUUGCGCUGUCUGUCUGAGUGAGUUUGAAGAAGAUGAGAGCCUGAGGCUGUUGCCCAAGUGCAACCAUGCUUUUCAUCUUCCAUGUAUUGAUACAUGGCUCAAGUCUCACUCGAAUUGCCCUCUAUGUCGUGCUAGCGUGGUUUCGACGAAUGCUCCAACACAUCAAUUGCCUCCUGUUGUGACUGAAACUCCUCCAAGUAGUAGCAAUGAAGAUGAAAAUGUAAUCAUGGGGGCACAAGUUUCAGAGACAGGUCAUCCUCGAAAUGUGGAGAUAUUGCAUGGAGAUGUCAUUCCAAAGACACCAGUACGCGCUUUUAGUGAUUUGGGUAAUUCAGAAGAGAGGGAUACCAUAAUAGAGAUUGAAAGUGAUGAUACAUUUGAUCAAACAGUCAGAAGGUCAGUCUCCAUGGACUAUUUAUGUCAGAAUAAUCUCAUUUUAGUUGCCGAUAUUCUCCGCAUGAAUGAUGAAGAAGAUGAAGAACAUGUGCAAGGGUGCUCACAGUUAGAGUCAGAUGAGAUUGCUGGUCCUUCAAAACAAUCAGUAGCUGGAGGAGUUGGAACUCAUGGCCGCAGAAAAGAGACUCUGAGGCAUGUUGCAAUGAAGAGAUCAUUUUCAGGUGGGAGAUUGUUUCUAACUAGGCCUGCAAGAGCCAGGCAUAUAGUAAUUCCACUCUAGAAGAAAAUUGAAGUGGAAUCAUGAAGAAGAAAAAGAGAUCAAAGAAUUUGGUCUGAGAUAGCUAUUACAUUGAUUUGAGUGAUUACGAUCCUUCUUGUAAGUUGUAUUUCUUUUUUCUUUUGAAAUUGAAAAGUUCUUGCACA
Molecule: messenger RNA, 3242 nt
Organism: Rosa chinensis
Lineage: Eukaryota; Viridiplantae; Streptophyta; Magnoliopsida; Rosales; Rosaceae
Product: RING-H2 finger protein ATL52
Exons: 3
Coding region: 1978-3099 (373 amino acids)
Biological process (GO): protein ubiquitination
Cellular component (GO): cytosol
Molecular function (GO): transferase activity; mRNA binding
Source: RefSeq, a predicted model, not a curated record